GGCGUCCCUGUUGUCGGCUUCUCUUCCAACACCAUGCCUCGGAGGAGCGAACUAACAUGGAUGUCGCGGGCUGACACGGCGGAGCACACGCAGAGAUUUGGACCGGCUGUAUUAAUCCUCCGCGGCGUUUUUUUCUCCACGACGAGUCCUCGGAUGUAACGGAGGAAGGUUCCAAUAAUCUUUAUACCCGGGAUUGAGCACGAAAAGGCGGCCUCGGAUCACGCAGACGCCGCUGGAAGUUGAGCUCACCAGGGCUCAGCUCAUGCCAUGGGCAGUCAGGGCAGCCCAGUGAAAAGCUACGACUACCUCCUCAAGUUCCUCCUGGUGGGGGACAGCGACGUGGGCAAAGGGGAGAUCCUGGACAGCCUCCAGGACGGUUCGGCCGAGUCCCCGUACGCGUACAGCAGCGGCAUCGACUAUAAGACCACCACCAUCCUUUUGGAUGGGAGGAGGGUGAAGCUGGAGCUUUGGGACACGUCAGGACAGGGGAGGUUCUGCACUAUCUUCCGCUCCUACUCCCGCGGAGCACAGGGCAUCCUGCUCGUGUACGACAUCACCAACCGCUGGUCUUUUGAUGGCAUUGACAGGUGGAUACGGGAGAUUGAUGAGCAUGCGCCCGGCGUGCCUCGCAUCCUGGUGGGAAACCGGCUCCACCUGGCCUUCAAGCGGCAGGUGCCCACCGAGCAGGCUCGGGCCUACGCCGAGAAGAACGGCAUGACCUUCUUCGAAGUGAGCCCGCUGUGCAACUUCAACGUCAUCGAGUCCUUCACGGAGCUGUCGCGCAUUGUCCUGAUGAGACAUGGCAUGGAGAAGUUCUGGAAGCCCAACCGAGUCUUCAGCCUUCAGGAUCUCUGCUGCCGAGCCAUCGUGUCGUGCACGCCGGUCCACCUCAUCGACAAGCUCCCGCUUCCCGUGGCCAUAAAGUCCCACCUCAAGUCCUUCUCCAUGGCCAACGGCAUGAACGCCGUCAUGAUGCACGGACGCUCCUACUCCCUGGCCAACCCCGCCGGCGGCUCCAAGGGCAACAGCCUGAAGCGCUCCAAGUCCAUCCGUCCACCGCAAAGCCCCCCGCAGAACUGCACGCGCAACAACUGCAAGAUGUCCUAACUUCCCCCUUUCCCCUGCGGACGAUGACGAGACCCUGCGGCGUUCGCCGGGAUGCAGGAGGGCGUGAAGUGUAGGGAAGUGGCGCACCCCUCGACCCUCGGAAUGACGUGCCGCUCCCACCAUGCCCCAACCAUUCAGAUCCUUGCCAGGGGGCGUGGCCAAGGGGCCCGUCGCAGAGAAGAAGUGAAACAUUUGAGUGUCCCGCUGCUACUUAACGAGUCAGAUGAGAGAGACUGGCGCUGUCCACUUGUACAGACGUGUGUACGCUCAUUGUGUGUCUGCAUCGCAAACCUUUUUCAUCUGCUUUCUAAAAGUCAAUAAGCUAAAAGUCCUCGCACACAAGCACACUCCACCGCCUCUUUGGGUUGGCCUUUGAAUUGAUGCUGCACAAGAGGUUUAAACCCCGCCCCCAACACCUCUUCCUGACUAGUGACUCUUUACUAGCCCUCCUCAGUAGUGGUGACCAGUAAGAAGGGGUCCACUCUUUGAGGUUCCUUUUUUUUUUUGUUCCACGCAUCACCGCCUACUUUCAAGUGGGAUGGCUUGUUGCCAUGGACACCAGCCACUGCUACAAUACAUGACUCAUCUAUUUCUUGGUUUCUGGCUUGGCACAAGUCAAGGGAAAGAAAGUUUCCCUGGUUUUUCCUUUAACUGUAUUUGAUCUCCUCAUACACUUUGGCUUGCCUACUAGUACUAUGAAUACUAGUAAUGUCUACGGAUGUUCUCGUUCAUCCAGGUCGUUGUAUUCCCAGGGCGUGUAACCAAUCUUAACUGGAUUGUUUUGGGUUUUCUAAAACUGAAUCGAAUGCCAACGUGGGUUUUCCGACUCAUUUUGGGCUGUUAAUGGUCGUUCCACAGCGAUUGAGGGGAAUUUAUUGUCGGUAUUGACAGUAGGGUUGCUCUUUUUGCAUCUCAACAGUUUUAACCAUCCUUGCCCAGGCUCACCCUCCUUGUGUCGGAGUAUAGAUAGUUGAUGUUUUGGCACCAGCUGCUAGACUGGGUCUGACCGAUCUAAGCCUAUGAGCAUGAACUGAUUAAGCCUACUUGGAUGACAGGCUAAACGUUUUCUGAAACAAACCAAACAGUCCAUUGUGAUCGUUUGAACGCCCUGAGAAUACUAUUAGUAAUUCUACUACAUGCUAGUAAUACAUGCACUGAGCCCCGAUGCCGCAUUUGGCCCCUUUCCCCUCCUGAUAUGUCUGAAGUUUCUCAGGUGGUUUCUGAGACGGAGGUUAAAAAGGUAGUUUUAGCACAAACAAGCAGCAGGAAGUUGUUCUUUUUUAGGGGUCUCGUUUUGAGUGUGGAGGUGGGUGUUGGCGUGUAAACAAACAGGAAGAGUUGUCGCACCAGUGCACUUUGGAACCACAAUAAACAGGAUAGGAUAGACUUUAUUCAUCCCACCGUGGGGAAAUGAUGUGGUUGCAAAACAAUAGGUAAACAAAGGACAUUAAAGAGCAGUGAGCUACGCAACCAGCUGCCACUUCAGUGGCGCCAUUUCUACGUACAGCUACAACGAAAAAACAAAGGAGCAAUAAAUAAAUCAUAUCGCACACAUACUAAAACACAAUUUCAACACCAACGUAGUGUUACUAGUAGACACAAUCCCGUAUUUAUUAGGGGUGCGAAUCUUUCGUCACCUAACGAUUAAAUUCCGAUUCUUGGGAAUCAAUUGUCAUUUCAAACCGAUUCUCGCACUGUAUUAUUUGGUAUAAUAAUUAUAAAGAAAAACGUUUUUCAAAACAGGUUACAGGAUAUAAAAAGCUUUAAUCGAUUUUAGUUUAGAUACGGAUGAACAGGAAUCGUGAUUCAGAUAAAAAUCUAUAUUUUUGUGCACCCAAAGUAUUUAUGUUCCUCUCCAAACGCCGACCAUCAACAGUAUUCUCUGCUAAACUCCAACGCUGCUUUCAAAGCACAAUCUUGACAACUGUUUUUUAUGGCGUUCAUGUUUUUAAUCUGCCAACGAGCCCAUCUGCUUAUUAGUGCGCCGCCAAAACUAUUUGCUAAAUGUUUAUAUCGGAGGGGCAUGACUCACUGUACCCGCGAUCGCGUUGAAACUGCCCUCGUUACGCCAUCCGCUCGUGUUGGACAGCUGCGGUCCAGCUGUUCCUGCGAAACACAUCUAUCUCCUGACACACGACUGCGAGGAAAACUGGCUCUUUUCAUUGGAAGAUGUUGCUGCAUAACUAUGUGUGUGUGUGGCAUUCAUGGACGGUUGCGUGUUGCAUUUGUGUUGUGUCAGGGGUGCCCAAACCUUUUUCCCCCAAGGGCCAAAGUGAAAAUGUGCUACUGGUUUUUUACCAUGCAACAGCACCAUGUGUGAGGAAUUUAGCCUCAUACCGCCAUACAUGAAUAUUAGUCGGUAGAGACUGUCAGAUUCAAUAGAUGGCAACUAAUUGUCCUGUAAAUGGAAUCUAUAGAUUUUCUGUUAAAAAAAAUUAACUCGCAGCUCAGUUAACAGAUUUUAACCAUAAAAUGUACAGUGGUUUUGACUAGGGGUGUCAAAUUAGUUUUUUUUUCGGUUGAAUCGCGAUUUUUAUUUGUUACAAUUUUUAAUUUAAAGAAAAAAUCAAUUGAAAAUAUUUAGCUUUUUUUUAAAUGUCCUGUCCAGCGACUCAGGUAAAUCAUAUUGUUGAUGUAGAUGAUCAUAUCUGCUGCACAAAUUUACUUUAGAAAAGAGAAGUGUUGGAUACUUCUCUUGUUGCCUUAUUUGUAUUUGACUUUAUUAAAUGUUUGAGUAGAAUUUUUUUAAUCAAAACCUGUUUUCUUUUAAGUAAUAUAAACAUUUAUCAGAGCCUAUUUUAUGGAGGAAUGUAGUUCAUCAUAGAACUGGCACCCACUUAAUAUUGAUUUUGAAUCGAGAAUGGAUUCUGAAUCGAAUCGUGCGGUGCCCAAUGAUUCCCAGCCCUAGUUUUGACGUUAAAUUACUGAAAAUUGAAAAACUCUACCAAUGUUGUUUUUACAUAAAAAAUCUGGUGACUGAGCUACCAGUUGUUUUUUUUACCGUAAACAUUUACAGACGUUUUUUUUGUUUGUUUUUUACAGUGCAUUACUGUGAAUUGAAAAACAAUACCACUGCUAUUUUGACCGUAAUUUUCUGUCGACUGAGCUGCUACUUUUUUUUUUACUGCAAAAUCUGUGUUCCUUGUUUUUACAGUGCAUUACUGUAAAUGGAAAAAUGGUACCACUGGUCCUUAUACGGUAGAUUCCAGCGACUUGUCUCCCAGGUUUUUACCGUAAAAUCUUAUUAUUUUUAUUUGUAUUUUUAAUUUUUUUCGUGUAGUCUAGCAUACAUGCUAUCAAUGCUCGUGCAGCUUGGUAGCCACCCAAAUAAAAUGAGCCGACGGGCCCCGCUUUGGGCAUUCCUCACUUAGGUGCCUGUUGAGUCCGUUUUGAGAGCCUAGCAGUGAAACUGCUGAAAUGAUUCAGGUGUCGGCACAAUAAAAUUUACAUUUUGAUGCGUUCAGGGCGCCACUGGAAAUGGCAGAUGUUGCAUCCAGGUGUCAUCUGCUGCAUGGGAAUGCGAUGGCGCUGCUUUCACGGCACGUCUUCUGAUGCCGCCCCCGCACGUCGUCACAUGAUUCAGUGCUGCUGAAUAAUAGAUGCUCUUCUCAUAGAUCUCAGGAGGGCCUCAUCAGUGCGCUGCAGCUCCUCGCUCCUCUUUCAUCCUCCAGCAUCUUCCUCCCCUCUUUCCCUCUGCCAUGUUUCCUUCCACGCCACCGCACGUUGUUCUCGCCUCUUUUUCCAUCGGUUUGUUUUUUCAGAGGCUCCCCUUCCUCAGCGUGUCUUUCCUCUGUGUUUUUGAUGCCGUGCCACUUCGACUUCUAUCUGGCUCUCAAACAUUUGUCACCACCUCAGAAAACACUUGGCUCUCUAUGAACCACCAUAAUGACCAGCAUUAAAACACAGUAGCGUAGUAAGGCUGAAUAUUCGUUAAAAACAAGGCAUAAGUUUUAUUUAACAAGUAUAUUUAAUAUGUUUGCCUACUGUAACAUUACACACAACGCACAAAAAACAGUACAGUACAUUUUUACAAACUUUGUGGGCCUUCCACUAGAUACAUGGAGCCCACUUGUCACAGUUUGAGAAUCACUGUUCUAUCUCACUUGGCCAAAUCACCUUUUUAGUGUCUUUUAACCCCCUAAAUUACAUUAACUUUGAUGUUUUCAGAGAUUUACUUGUGUUUUUUCAAGCCUCCAGACACACAUGGCUUAUUUGUAUCCCCAAACAUUCUCCACACUGCAGCCCUGUGGCUCGUGCGGUUACAUUUUGGAGCCGAUCAGACCUUUUUUUUCUCUGCUUCAUGUUUUCACAAGACAACUUGUAGAUUUUGUUUCUAGCAACACUCCUGUUGGGAAUGUGUUUCCUUCCUUCCUGCGCCAGCCACUACUUUUCCACUCGCUGCUCUCCGCAAAGUGGCCACACAUACCAUCGACCAAAGCAUGCAUCAUAAAAAAAAAACAAAAAAACAUCCAAAUGAUUUGAAUUUGUUUUUUGUAUAUCCCGCAUGAUAUGUUUAACAAUCUGGAUUGAGUGUAGGGUAUAAACCACAGUAGAGAAGGGAUUCAUACGGUCCAUUUCCUGUGUUGAUUUUGCGUGAGAGGACGUGGGGGUCAGGGGGUUAAUCAUUUUGCAAUGCAGUCUGCUGAAAUGAUGGAAAGUGCCACUCUACAUAGCAAAGUUGUAAUUGCCCAUAAAACACAUUUUAAGAUAUUCAACACUCUACUGCCGUCUGGCGGCUAAAGUGGAUAGUGCAUCGCCCUAAUUUGUCACGUUUCAUGUGUCAGGUCAACCGCGACGAAUGGGGCCAUAUGAAUCCCCUUCCCACUAUACAACCGCAAAUGGAACUAAUGCUUGUGCCACUUACUGGGGGUCUUUUGCACAAAAAUGGGCUUUAAUGUAUUUCAGCUUUCUUUUUUAAGGGACGUUGUGAUGAUAAACUCUAUGAAAAAAAAAAACAAGACGUGCGUCGUCUCAGUUGGAAAAUGAAUUUGGGUCUUUGUUGUUGACAAGAAUUCCAGAAGAACUCUGAUGACGACCAAGAAAACUUUUUGUUGUUGUUACUGUCCACAGUCAUGGACUCAAACAUGUAAUUGUGUUUUCAUUUUUCUUUUUUUUGCUGUUAAAUCUUCCUCUGUGGUUUUUUUUACUCAGCUGAGAUUCUAAAUUAUUUUGUUGACAAGGAGAGAAAGAAGAUUCAGGACCCUUUCAGGGAAGCAGGGUGAUAUCGCCUGUUGGGCGUGUGCAGAGGAUCAGUGUUGUGAGAUUUAUAACAGAGACUUAGAACCACACUCAAGUGAAACACUAUUUUUGGGUCCAAAGCUGCUGAGGUGUGAAUGUGUCUGUGUGGCUGAGAAAUAAGCUGAAAUGUUUCUUUUUCUUUUCUUUUUUUAAAUUAUUGAUUGUACAGUUUCAAUGCUGUGAGUGUUUGAAGGGAGACUUUUUCACAAUAAAACAAUUGAAUG
Molecule: messenger RNA, 6569 nt
Organism: Entelurus aequoreus (snake pipefish)
Lineage: Eukaryota; Metazoa; Chordata; Actinopteri; Syngnathiformes; Syngnathidae
Product: ras-related protein Rab-40C
Exons: 7
Coding region: 268-1107 (279 amino acids)
Biological process (GO): protein localization to plasma membrane; intracellular signal transduction
Cellular component (GO): synaptic vesicle; plasma membrane; endosome
Molecular function (GO): GTPase activity; GTP binding
Source: RefSeq, a predicted model, not a curated record